Molecule: messenger RNA, 807 nt
Organism: Haemonchus placei
Lineage: Eukaryota; Metazoa; Nematoda; Chromadorea; Rhabditida; Trichostrongylidae
Source: the annotation of a GenBank genome assembly
UUGCUCUCGAGGAGCACUGUUUUUAGUAGAUCUGAAGAAUCAAUUUUUUCUAAAUUCCAGAAUACAAUAACGAUCAGGAAGGAGUUCAUCCAGAAUAAGAAUUACAAGCCUCCUGAAUACACCUGCGAACACUUCAAACGUAACAUUUCCAAAAACAGGUAUGAAGACGUGUUGUGCAUAGACUCUACUCGCGUUGUAUUGAAAGAGAGACCACCAGAUACUGACUAUAUUCAUGCAAGUUGGAUGGAUAUGCCCGAUGGACAAAGAUACAUCAGCACACAGGGACCAUUACAGGAGACCCUUGAGGAUUUUUGGCACAUGGUUUAUACAGAGAAGUCGUAUGUAAUUGUUAUGUUAUGUUGUUUGCGGGAAGGUGAGUUUGGGCACUUUGAAAGAACCUUUUUUGAGAAAAAAAGCAGUGAACCACACUGCAAACCUUAUCAGGUGAAUUCGAAAAAUCUGGAGGAUCUGGGAACGGUUUUGGGAUUCACCCUUGAAUGGCCGGAUUAUACUGCUCCCCUUGAUCCGACUCCCACUGUUGGCCUACUUAAGCUCGUACGAAAUCUAUCCAGAAGCACUCCAAUAGUCGUUCACUGUUCUGGAGGAAUUGGACGCUCCGUGUUUGAUUACAUAGCUCAGAAAGUGAAAGCGGAUAGCAAUGUGAAAAUGGUUGAUAUGUUUAAAGACCUCAGGAAUCGAAGGUUUCAAGGCGUCCAGGGCAUCAUUCAGUACACCUAUCUCCACGUGUGUGUGCUAGAACUGUUUGUUCAGGUAAGCAUUUUUGAAGAUCCACAGGAGUUAAGCUGA